Messenger RNA from Cyprinodon variegatus (sheepshead minnow), 2177 nucleotides. Its product is annotated as bicaudal D-related protein 1-like. The transcript is spliced from 10 exons. The record is from RefSeq and is a predicted model, not a curated record. Lineage: Eukaryota; Metazoa; Chordata; Actinopteri; Cyprinodontiformes; Cyprinodontidae. The coding region runs from base 1 to 1611 and encodes 536 amino acids. Gene Ontology annotation, biological process: Golgi to secretory granule transport; vesicle transport along microtubule.
AUGGAUCGGCUACAUGAAUGGAGGUUAAAACCCAAGAAAAUGGAGCUGGAGGAGGACUUCUACUUUGCCUACAGAGCUGAGGAAAUAACAGAUUACCAGGAGCCCUCUGAACUCCUACAUGCUCUGAAACAAAAGGAGGAAGAGGUUAUUUUGGCAGCGCAGCUGGGAAACGCGUUGCUCCUGGAAAACCGUCAGCUGAAGGAACAGAGCGAGAAGCUUCAUGAACAGUUCACAGACCAGCUGGAGGAGCUGGAGCAGGGACGCCAUGACCUGCGAGUGAAGCUGGAGGACGUCCAGUCCCAGUGGGAGAGCCAGGUGGGAGACCUGGAGCGGGACGUGAGGGAGUUGAGCUCCCAGGUGGAGCGGCUGACGCAGGCGCUCAGCGAGGCCGAGAGGGACAAGAGCCGACUGCAGCUGGAGCACAGCGAGCAGACGCAGCGCCUCAGGGAGGAGCUCAGAACUGCCAUGGAGGUGGAGCGAGCCAUGACCAGUGAGCUGCAGGCGCUGAAACAGGAGCUCCAGCAGAGCAGAGGAAACAACAGACAGCAGGAUGAGGAGCUGAUCAGCGCCAUGAAGGAGCAGGUGUUGAGGCUCACACAGAAGGAGCAGGCGCUGGAGCAACGAUUGGAGAGCGUCAGUCGAGAAAACGCUGAGUUGAAAGCGAGUUUGGCCUCUUUACAAACGUGCUUAACCCAGCAUGACCAACUCAACCAGCAGCACAGCCAGCAGCUCCGAGAUGCAUGGCAGGAGGUGGAGGUGACACGAGACCGUUCACAGCAGCUCCAAGCUCAGGUGGAGGAGCUUCAGGAGGAGGUGUCACUGCAGGAGAGCAGGAGCCACUUUGAUGCCUCUCUAUUGUCAGAGCUGGAAGCGGCAGACUGGGGGGUCAGCAAAGAACAGAUAACUCAAGAAAUGGACACCAUCCUCCAGUUAUUGCUCCCUCUGACCCGGGGUCAAAGCGAAUCGAACGUCAUGGAUCAACAGGAGGACCUACCUGCCAUUCUGCAGCGACUGAAGGGAGUGGCUCAAACUCUGUCACCUGCAUCCAGUCCCCAGGAGGUGAAUCUGGGCUUUGAGGACAGGGUGGCCGAUCACUGUGGGAAUCUGAGCACAGCACAGGAGCUGAGGGAUCAGAACAUCCGGCUCCAGCAGGAGAAUAGCGAGCUACUACAGAAGCUGCAGAGCAUACAGGAUCAAAAGGACUUCGUCCAGCAGGCCAUCAGAGAUCGGGAUGAAGCUAUUGCCAAGAAAAACAUGAUGGAGGCUGAAUUGGUGCGAAGCAAAAACGACAUGAUGUGUUUGAACAACCAAUUAUUAGAAGCUAUUCAACGUAAACUGGAGUUGUCCCAGGAGCUGGAGGCCUGGCAGGAUGACAUCCAGAUCGUCAUCAACCAACAGCUGAAGUCGCAGCAGCAGACAGAGGAGCUCCAGAAGAAGCCCACCUCCAACGGCCUGUCGUUUUUCCGACGACCCAGCAGGACGACCUCCACCUGGACACGCCAGCUCUCCUCUUCUUCUUCCUCUUGGAUUUCAGAAAGUAAUCCGGACAAAGUGCAGUCCCCCUGGAGAGACUGGCUAAGACUGGGGAAAGGGGCACAGUAUGGAAAGUAAUGAAGUGCAGAGGAUCAGAGACUGCUGGUCAGGGAAGCAUGAAGUAAAAAAACAAAACAAACUGAGCAGUAAUGAAAAAAGAGCCAUGAAGUCGACUCCAAGAGAUGAAGGACAUGAACAAAGACUUUUUGAAGAGACACUUUUUUACUGCAGCACAUUUCAGUAAAGGCUGAGCCUUCUUGGGUCUAAACUGUGACGAGGUGGAAAGGAUUGCAGAGACCUGCUUAAAGACUGUGAAUACUGUCUCUUAUUUUGUUUAUUAUACUAAGACAGUAUAAUAAUUAAAUGAUACUUAGAAUUCAGUGCAAAGUAUUCCUUUAGGUUAUUCAACUUGACGAUCAAACAGAUUUCAGCGUCACUGAAUUUAUUUCCACUAAGUUGGAUGUAAAGUUUGUGUUCAUUAUUUUAGUUUUGCUCAAGUUAUUUGUUAACACAAUGUACAGUAAUGUAUUUUUUUUUUAUAAUUUACACUUUGUUUUUUAGUUAAAAGCCUUUCCUGAAUUUGUACUUGGCAUGCGUUAUGCUGUAUGUAACCUCAAUCCACUCAGUUAUAAACUGCUUUUUUU